AUGGAGGCUGCCGUGGCCGCCAGGGACGCCAGUCUCCUGGCCGUGCUGGUGCGGGCGCAACUAGGGGGCGAUGGCGGGGCCGCAGCCGGGCUCCUGAGGGCCGCGGCGGCGGCGGCCGACGAGCCACCGGCCCCGCGGCCCGCGGGCGCGGCCUCCGCCGCGGCCGCCCUCGAGGCGCCGCCCGGCGGGGAGCUGCUCGUGCUGCAGGGGCUGUCCCUGAGUGUGCCGCGGGGGCGCUUCGACGUGGCGCUGGGCACGGCUGAGCGUUGGGUUUCGGCCUGUCGCAAGGGGCAGGGCACGAAGUGCCUGGCCGUGCCGUGGACGGACAUCACCCACCUCGUCAAGCUGGCGAAGCCAACCCCUUACAGCAAGGGUGCUGAGGCGACGGCCUGGAAUCUCGUCCUUCCCUUGAGGGCCCCCCUCGAGGUCGGCAAGCAGUCGAUGAGGUGCGUCGUGCUCAACGCGUCAAGCGCGAGCAGACCCCCCAGCAGUGGCAGCAGCAAGGCGGCGGUGUGCAAGGGUGAGGAGGCCGACACGGAAGCCGGCCACCGCGCGGCGCGCCUCGAGUCUGCGCUCGCUGCUGCAACACCCGACGAGCCCGAGCACAGAUUUCUCACCCGCCUCCUGGCUGCGGCUACUGACCUUGCUGUGCACGAGAGCGAGGAAUGCGUGUGCCCGGUUGAGUUCGUGAAGGCCUACCGAGGCGUCGACGACGGGCAGUUGUACCCCCUGCGCGCAGGGCUGUGUUUCCUCACCAGGCCCGCUCGGACCUUGUUCCUGCCGGCGCAGGACAUCGCCUCCAUCGAGUGCUCCAGCCGGGCGGCCUCGACGGCCGACCUGGCCGUCUCUUGCGGCGGCACCAGCGAGGUCUUCUCGAACAUCGCCAACGAUGACCUCCUCCUCUCCGAGGCCAGACUCUGGAGGCGCGCGGGGACGGCGCUGCGGCGGCCGGCGGUGGGGAGGAGGACGAGGAGGCGGACGAGGACUACGAGCCAGAGGAGGGCCUGA
Prorocentrum cordatum is the source of this 1008-nucleotide messenger RNA. The record is from the annotation of a GenBank genome assembly. Lineage: Eukaryota; Dinophyceae; Prorocentrales; Prorocentraceae.